AUGAACGACAUCCGAUUGGAUUUUCUUACCGGGGUCGAGUCGGUUCGAACACCUGAAGAUGCCAAGAAGGAGGCCCAGGUGGUCUGCUACGAGGAUCGUGCGUUGAUACAGGACGCCAUAAGCAAUCAUGAGGACCAUCCAGCAGUCACUGUGGUGUCAUAUUGCACGCCGCCGCAAUCGGACGACUUGAAAAAAGUCUUCAUGUGGCUGUUGUGGCUGUUGACAUUGUGCGCGAAAAUGGUGGGCGCUGCACAGAGCUACGGUUCCCCACUGUCUGACCAGCUACUACGUCCAAGACUCGCGCGGCGACGCUCCUUUGCCAGUAUUCAGUGAAAAAAAAUAAGCAUGACUUAGCUAUAUGAAUUUAUUUACCACGGUGAAUGCCA
This is a messenger RNA of Phytophthora nicotianae INRA-310, 386 nucleotides long. RefSeq lists its product as hypothetical. NCBI's taxonomy places the organism in Eukaryota, Oomycota, Peronosporomycetes, Peronosporales, Peronosporaceae. The coding region runs from base 1 to 333 and encodes 110 amino acids. The record is from RefSeq and is a predicted model, not a curated record. The transcript has a single exon.